CAGGGGUCGGCCGGUUGUGCAUGGCAACGGUGAUGGAGGGCGGCUCGCAGCUGCAAAUCAACCGGCGUUUCGCCGGCAAGUACGAGAAGUACCGACAGAAGGAAGAGCUGCAACGGCUGAAGGAUCGCUAUGGGGAUAGGGCAGAUGAAGAAGAGAGUUCCAGCUCUGAAUCUGAUGAUGAAGUGGAAACUGACCCCAAAUUGGACAUGGAAUUCUACAAGACGUUAUCUUUAUUGAAGAAGAAGGAUCCCAAAAUCUAUCAAAAAGAUGCUCAGUUUUACUCGGUGGAAGAAUCCAGCCAAAACGAUGAUGAGAGUGCUGCAAAGAAAAAGGAGAAACCGAUGUACCUGAAGGAUUAUGAAAGGAAGGUCAUUCUUGAGAAGGAGGGGAAAUAUGAAGAUGAAGAGAGUGAUGAAGAGGGGUUAAGCGUUAAUAUUGAGAGAGCGACAUCCCCGACUUAUAUGGAGGAACAGAAACAACUGAGAGAAAAUUUUCGUAAGUUUGUUGAAGACAGCGAUGAAGAUGGUGACAGUGGAAGUGACGGUGGCUUUAGUUUGUUGAAACCACGAGUAAAAUCUGUAGAAGAGAAGGAAAAGGAGGAGGAGUCCUACAUUAACUGGCUGAAAGGGCAAAAUGAUUUACACGGAAAGGAGGAAUUGCGAGAUAUACAAUAUCUGCGGGAUUAUUGGAAUGAUCCUCAGUUGGAAGAAGGGGAGAGAUUUCUCCGGGACUAUAUUCUCAAUAAAAGAUAUCUUGAGGAAGAGGAGGAGGACGAAGAGAGAAUUCCAACUUAUGAUGAGAUUGUCCAGGAUGAAGUGGAUGACUCCGAAGAUGAUGGGGAACUAUUUCUGAGGAAACAGGAAGACUUUGAAAGAAAAUAUAACUUCAGAUUUGAAGAACCUGAUGCAGAAUUUAUAAAAUCAUACCCGAGAACGAUUGCGACCUCAGUCAGAGCAAAAGAUGAUAGAAGAAAGCGCAAAAGAGAAGAAAUUAAGGAAAGGAAGCGAAAAGAAAAGGAAAAGAAGCAGGAAGAGAUAAAACAGCUUAAGAAGCUAAAGAGGAUGGAGAUUACCAACAAGCUGAACCGGUUAAAGGAGAUAACUGGGAAUGAAACUGUUGGCUUCGAUGAGCAACAUCUGGAGGAGGACUUUGAUCCAGUCAAGCAUGACCAGUUGAUGCAGCAAUUCUUUAACGAUGACUAUUAUGGAGUGGGAGAUGAGCACAAACCACAGUUUGAGGACAACGAGGAACUUGGUGAUGAAUGGAACUGGGACACGUGGACAGGAGCAGAAGAUGGCUGUGCUGAGGGAGAGGAAGAGGAACAGUCGCAGCAAGAAAGUUUUGAGCCACACUGUGAGGAUCCUGAUUUUAUUAUGGAUGCAGAUUAUGAUCCCAGCCAACAAGCAAUCUCCUCUAAGAAGAAAAAGAAACAAAAUGCUCCUUUCAUGGAGAAGAAAAGGAGGAAGUCUAAAUUUGCUGAGGCAGUUAGCAAGGCAAAGCCAGCAUUUGAUCCCAAGGACAAGACCUUUGAACAGUACUUGGAUGAGUACUACAAGUUGGAUUACGAAGAUAUCAUUGAUGAUUUGCCCUGUAGGUUCAGGUACAGGCAGGUGUUGCCCAAUGACUUUGGGCUCAGCACAGACGAGAUUUUGGCAGCAGACGAUAAAGAACUUAAUGCUUGGUGUUCACUAAAGAAAACCUGCCAGUUCAGGACUGAAAAGGAAGAACUUCAUGACCUGAAGAUUUACAAGCAGAAAGCUCAGAAUCAGUGGAAAAAGCAGCAGAUCUUUAAGUCUUUUGCUUUGCAGGAAGACGAAUCACAGAGGAAUGAGGCAACUGCCAAAACAAAGCUUGGGAAGAAGAAAAGGGAUAAGCUGAGAAAGUCGCAGUUGCCGGAAGGGGAAGGAGUUGAAAAGUCAGCUGCCGAACUAAGUGCGAAGAAAAUUAGGUUGUCUGCUGAGAACGAACAAGUCUUUGGCCUGGAUAAUGAUGAAGAUGAAGAUAUCUUGGUUCCCAAGUCAAAGGAGAGUAUGAAUGCGGCGACCCCAGAGGAAGUGGAUCCCAGCAGAGAAAAGGAUGAAGAAAAAUCUCCAGGUCCUCCCAUUGCACAUCAAAAACAAUCCAAGGGUGCAGUCAAGAAAAGGAAGAAAGUUACAAAGAAAAACAUGCUCCUCACUUCUCAAGUGCAGUUCGGUGGGCAUUUGUUCAGUGACCAGAGACUACAAGCCUAUGGGAUAAACACACGUAAACUGAAAUUUAAACAAAUAUUCAGAGAAAAGAAGAAGAAAGAGAAAAAUAAACCGACCAGAGAUUGAUUUUUCUGCUGAGUAAGAUUAUUUUAUAUGGUGUUGUGAAAA
Messenger RNA from Hemiscyllium ocellatum (epaulette shark), 2357 nucleotides. RefSeq names its product KRI1 homolog (gene kri1). Gene Ontology annotation, biological process: endonucleolytic cleavage in ITS1 to separate SSU-rRNA from 5.8S rRNA and LSU-rRNA from tricistronic rRNA transcript (SSU-rRNA, 5.8S rRNA, LSU-rRNA). NCBI's taxonomy places the organism in Eukaryota, Metazoa, Chordata, Chondrichthyes, Orectolobiformes, Hemiscylliidae. Bases 21 to 2315 code for a protein of 764 amino acids. Gene Ontology annotation, cellular component: 90S preribosome; nucleolus. The record is from RefSeq and is a predicted model, not a curated record. The transcript has 19 exons.